UUGAGUCAAAAUUACCGACAUCUUGACUUGCCAUAAGGCAAAACUAAUAUGGCUGUCAUAUUUUUCAAUAUCAGACUUUGUUGUCACCAUAGUAUCUCAAGUUGCUAUAGAAUAUUAACACACUUCCUAAAACAAAUAGAUAUCAGACCAAGAAAAUCUUUUCUGAUGUGGAAGAUCAGUUUAAACUGCAACCACAGAGCAUGCUCAGAAUCCUUGGGCUCACAUACCACUUGUUAUGAUAUGGCUCGGCUUAAUUUCACCAGUGGUUCCUCAACUAUAGCCACUAUUACAUUGGCAUUCCUAAAAUUCAAUUUGUUACGCAAAAAUAUACAAACUUCAAUUAGCGUUACACAAAAAGGACUCUGUCUAAUUUUCCUUUUAAUAUUAUACGGAAACCUGACAUUGGCAUUAUUAAAUUAAUUUAAAAUAAAAAAUUUUACCAUGUCAGCUUUGCUCACCCGACCUUGUUUUGUCUCUUUCCUCCUUAUGUCUUACCAUAGACACUUAACACUAUAUCACUGUCCACCUUUUGAAGCAUCCCCAUUUUUAGAAUAAAUAAAUAAGCAAAGCUUUGUAAAAAAAAAAAACAAAAGCAGCAACAAGCAAUGGCCAUAGUAAAAGUAGAGGAGAAGGAGCAGUUUAUCCUAAAUAAAAGAAACGAAGAGCUAGAAAGAGCACUCAAGGACAGCAAGCAAAGGGAAGAAAUGAAGAGCUAGAAAGAGCACUCAAGGGAAGCAAGCAAAGGGAAGAGCAGAUGAGAGAAGAGCUACAAAAGGCAUGGCGGAGACUCCAACUGGUGGAGGAAGCGGAGGAGCGGCUUUGCCCUCAGUUGGGUGAGCUAGAAGUUGAGUCUGUUAAUCAGGCGUGUGCAUAUAAUGAAUGAAUCCUUUCUCUUCUGGAUCGACUCUCUCAGGCUCACCAUCUCUUUCAUAUUCAACAAAUUAGCAGUUUAGAUCUCUUUGACUCUUUUUAUUUAUACUUAAAAGAGUGUAUUUUUAUCUCAAAUACAUGAGAUUUGAUUUCUCUAUCUGUGUUUGAAAUUGGGAUUGAGUGACCCUUUGGCAAUUGGGUUUUAAAUGCUUAAAGCAUUUAAAUUCUGGAAAAUAGGAAUUUGCCUAAGAAAUACUUUUAAGGGAAUUAUUGUUCAGUUCAACUAAUGAAAUUUGUUAAAGAAACUGUAAAAUAUUUCUUUUUUUCGAAGAUAUUAUGGUAGAAUGCUAUAUUCUACUAUCUAAGUUUUUGAUUUUGAAAAAAAAAAGAUAAUCAUUGAAACAAAAUUUGAAUUAAAUGUUGGUGUGAGUAAGAUCUGAGAUAGAGGUUGAGCAAAAGAGGUAGAGGUUGAGGAAACGAGGUAGAGGAAAAGAAGGAUAGAAAGUGAUAUAGUCUGUUGAGUGUCCAUGGUAAGGGAUAAGGAGGAGAGAGAUAAAACAAGGUUGAGUAAGCAAAGUUGACAUGGUAAACAUUUUCAUUUUAAAUUAUUUUAAUACUGUCUAUAUCAGCUUUCCGUUUAAUGUUAAACGGAAAAUUAGACGGAGUCUUUUUUUGUGUAACACCAAUUGAAGUUUGUAUAUUUCUGCGUAACAAAUUGAAUCUUAGGAAUGCCAAUGUAAUAGGAGCUAUAGUGGAGGAACCACAGGUGAAAUUAAGCCGAUAUGGCUCUGAUAGCAUUGUUUAGGUCAAAAAUUGGUCUAAUACCACUUAUUAGGAUGGAAAUUGGUCUGAUACCACUUGUUAUGAUUGGGUGAAGAUAUCUAUUUAGAAUAGAAGGAAAAUAGAGGAGACACAAAUUUAUAUGGUUCAGCAUAAACCUGCAUCUAUGGGUGAAGGAGAACAAAAUUCACUAAUAAAUAAUGAAAAUGCAAAGUCCAAAUGGGAGAUAACAUUCAAAAUCUUGAAUCCAAGUAUAUACCCAAAGCUCUCAAUAUUUUUCUCUAAACAAUUUACGGUAAUUAAUUAUUGAAUGAAAUUAUCGUACCUAAACUAAGAGAAGGAAAGAUGGAUAUAUAUCUCUCAUGUAUUUGUCUCUUCCUCACACAUUGUUUGUGUCUCGCUAAGUUCUAUAUUUAUAGGCGAUGACACGUUUGAAGGUUACUCUAACUUGUUGGUUUCGUGACCGCCAAUUUUCUGGCUGUCAAGUUAUGAGAUUUUGCUAGUGGCAUGAGCUGUAUGGUAUUCUGGCAUGAGUGGUCAUUCAAUGAUUGGUAACCUAGUCUCGGGAAUUGCAUAGGUGAGAGGACAAGGGUCGGUUAAAGCAUUUUGAGGGCAUAGAAGAUUACUUGGGUCCCUUUUGGCAAGUUGGCUAUCACCUAUGCAUGUUCUUCCUCCCAUAGGCUGUCACCGAUGACAAAUUAUUUAUGGCAUAGGCUAUUGCCUAAUCUUUAAAAUUUCAUGAACAGGCAAUAGCCUAACUUGUAGGCUUAAAUUCAAGGAACCAUAGGUUGUAUUUUGCCAAAAACAAUACUUUAUCUUUCUGUUUUGAAACAUAGAUUACUUUUUCCUCAUUUUUCUCUACCAUUAUACACUAUUGUCCUUCUCUUUAAAAAAAAAAACUUUUGUCAUUAAGUUCCUUCUAAAAGACAUAAAUACCCUUAAACCCCUCUCGCACCCAAAUCUCUAUCAUCAUCAGGGCCACUUAUGGUUUCCAACCCUUCUCACACCUAGAUAUGCAAAUUUGGCCUUUUUUAGAAGAUUUCUUUGGCUUAAACAAGUGGUUUCCAACUCUCACCACUUGUGUUCCUGUUGAAGGUAUAUCUGCUAAACCUGGAUGUGUCCAUUACUAUUCUGGUUUUAAAAAACUAAAACUGUUAUGUAUUGAUCCAAAAGCAAUGGGUUUUAGUUAUAGCAUUGUAGAUGGGAAUAUUGGGUUUAAUGAGUAUGUUUCAACUGUAAAAGUGUUUCUGAAAGAACAUGGUUGUAAAAUUGAGUGGAAAUAUGAAGUUAAGCCUGCUGAAGGAUGGAGAUUUGAAGAUUUGUCGGAGACUUAGUUUUAUGAGUGAGAUUUUUAGUUACACAUGGAGAUUUUUACUCUGGCACGAAAAGCAAAUUUGAGAGGGAUUUUAAGGUAUUUCUGCCAUUUCAGAAGGCACUUAUCUGCAAAAGUUGGAUUUUUUUGACAAAAGGACAAUAGUGUAUAACACUAGGAAAACAUGGGGGAUUAAAACAGUCUAUUUUUCAAAACAUAGGAAUGAAGUAGUUAUUUUUAGCGAAAUAUAGGGAUAAGAUUAUCAUUUUCCUUAAAGCAUUUGAUUUACCAUAAAUACGUAUCUGCUCAUUCACCUAAACUUGAAUCUCAAUCUAACCCGUGAUCUGAUCUUUAAUUUCACCCUUAAUCAUUCAUAAAAAUCACCUGUUUUCAACUGUCUAGUUUUUGAGACAAAUAAGCUGUUGGGAAAGGGGGAUUAUUUUUUAAUGUACACAUCAAUAUUGACAUUAAACUGUUGAUACCUG
Messenger RNA from Jatropha curcas, 3447 nucleotides. NCBI's taxonomy places the organism in Eukaryota, Viridiplantae, Streptophyta, Magnoliopsida, Malpighiales, Euphorbiaceae. The record is from RefSeq and is a predicted model, not a curated record.